AUCUUCUCUAGCAACCAAGUUAUCCACCAAGUAGCCGAGAGGCAAUCUGAACAGCAGACAGCUACCGCCCUGUACGCGGUAAACCCCAUUCACCUCUCCGCGCCCGAACAUCCACCCAUCAUUCUCUGGCCGUCUGUCUCGACAAGUCUUUCUCGCGUCCAUUCCAACACAAACGCGUUUUUGAUCCGUCGCAAACGCAUCCAGGAUUUCAAGUUUACACUUCACAUCGGCUACACCUCCAUUGGGUUUGAACUCUUUGUCAAUCAAAACCUUUACGUUAGGUCUCUUUCUUCGGCUCGCCGAAAACCAGGCCAUUUCACCUUGUCUGUGCGCCCACCUGUCAUCUUGCCCUCUCAUCCAACUUGCCGAACAGACGACAACAUAGGCCUUUAACAUGCCUUACCGUAUUGAGGUUUCCAAAAACAACCGUGCCGGUUGCAAGGACUCGGUCUGCAAGAAGGAAGCAGUCAAGAUCACCAAGGGCGAGCUCCGUCUCGGAACAUGGGUUGAGAUCAACGAGCAUGGCGGCUGGCAGUGGCGUCAUUGGGGCUGUGUCUCGGGAGAGCAGAUCCUGAAUAUGCGCAACAUGCUCGAUAAGGACGGCACUGGCGACUAUCAGUGGGAUAUGCUUGACGGGUGGGAGGAGCUUGAAGAGUUCCCCGUGCUGAGGGAGAAGGUUCAGCGGGUCAUCACUCAGGGACACAUCGACCCCGAGGACUUCAAAGGCGACCCCGAAAUGAACAUACUCGGUCAGAGAGGCAUCCACUCCAAAAAGAAGAAGGCUAAGGCAUCCGAGGACGACGAGGAGGAGGACACCAAGCCUGCUGCCAAAAAGCCCGCCGCUAAGCGUGGCCGCAAGAAGGCCGAUGCCGAUGAGGACGAUGAGGAGAAGCCCCCUGCUAAGAAGGCCAAGAAGGCCGGAGGCAAGACUGCUACCGUCAAGAAGGAGGAAAGUGAUGUCGAGGAGCAGGAGGCCGAAGAGGAGAAGCAUAUUACCAAGGUCAAGGGCAGGGGUAAGAAGGCUGCUGCCGCCGUCAAGAAGGAGGAAAGCGAUGCCGAGGAUGUCAAAGAGGAGAAGCUUGCUACCAAGGCCAAGCCUAGAACAAAGAAGGCCGCCGCCCCGGCAGUGAAGAAGGAGGAGAGCGACGUUGAAGACGUCACGGCUGUUGAUGAGAUCCCUGCCAAUGAAGAGAAGCGGGCGAAGCCCGAACCUCCUGCCAAGAAGAAGGCCACCAGGGCUAGACCGCCGCGCGCAGCUCGCAAGGCUGCCAUCAAGGAGGAGAGCAGCGACAAAGAGGAUGAAGACGAAGAAGAGGAGGAGGAGAAAGAGAAGGAAGUCCCGAAGAAGAAGGGCAAGGCUGCCGCUGCCGCCAAGGGCAAGGGCAAGAAGGCGAAGAAGGCUCCUUCACCUGAACCCGAGUCUGAACACGAGUAUGCUCAGCAAAGCGAGGAGGACAACGAUGAUGACAACGAUGUCAACGGGGAGUCUGAUGCGGCGGAGGUGGAGGAAGAAGAGAAGGAAGAGAAGCCUGGUCCAAAGGCGAAGAGAGGGGGCCGCAAGGCAGCUGCCGAAAAGCCGGCUGUUAAGAAGCGUGGCAAAAAGGCGUGAGAGGGUUGAAGCUGUUGAUGUUAUCUUUUUCGGUGUUGAGCAGCAGCAGCAGCGAGCAGACCUGCCUAUGCAGUGCUUGUUUCAUGCGAUGCCAUGUGGUUCAGAGAGUGCGGCGGCGCAAGAUGCCAGUAAAUGUUGGCAUGGGUUUUGUUAUUUCGGUCAGACAUCUCGAGACGUUCUCUCUUUCAGUCAAAGGGCUGGCUGGAUCUAGAUUACUGUGUCAAAA
Molecule: messenger RNA, 1835 nt
Organism: Neurospora hispaniola
Lineage: Eukaryota; Fungi; Ascomycota; Sordariomycetes; Sordariales; Sordariaceae
Exons: 6
Coding region: 395-1609 (404 amino acids)
Molecular function (GO): zinc ion binding; DNA binding
Source: RefSeq, a predicted model, not a curated record